Molecule: messenger RNA, 828 nt
Organism: Merops nubicus (carmine bee-eater)
Lineage: Eukaryota; Metazoa; Chordata; Aves; Coraciiformes; Meropidae
Gene: KCNRG
Product: potassium channel regulator
Exons: 2
Coding region: 1-828 (275 amino acids)
Biological process (GO): negative regulation of delayed rectifier potassium channel activity; protein homooligomerization
Cellular component (GO): endoplasmic reticulum
Molecular function (GO): protein binding
Source: RefSeq, a predicted model, not a curated record
AUGAGCAGUCAGGUGGUGGCUCUGAGCGUGGGCGGGGUGAGGUUUGUCACCAGGGCCUCUACCCUGCAGCAGUUCCCCGAGUCCCGGCUGGCGCGGAUGCUCAGCAACGACGACCAGGAGUUUCAGCUGCUGAACGGAGAGUUUUUCGUGGACAGAGAUGGAGCUUUGUUCAGUUACAUCCUCGACUUCUUGAGGACUCUGCAGGUCUCCCUACCUGCUGAUUUCUCAGACUACCAGAGGCUGAGGAGGGAAGCGGAGUUCUACGGGCUCUGCCCUCUGGCCGAGCUCCUGAGCCAGGAGCAGCUGCUGAGGCCGCGGCGGGAGGUCCUGGAAGUGCGUUUUUCUCUCCAAGAGAUGCAGGCUUUUUUCAGGAUCUUUGGUUCCUGCAGCACCACCGUGGAGACGCUGGCUGAGCAGAUCACUGUGUUCACAGGGCAGCACUCGGGGCAGAGCUGGAACAGCCCUUUUCCUUCUCAGAAACCACUGGUUCCUCUUCCUUUGGAAAGACCUUCCCACCACGACAUGGCUUUUCAGUGUGGUACUGACUACUCUGCUGGAGACCAGUUUGUGGCCAGGUAUAUUUCCAUAAAGCCUGAUAAUAGAAAGCUGAUUAAUGGCACUAACGUGCUAGGCCUGCUGCUCAACACCUUACUCCAAAGUGGAUUUCGCCUCCUGAGCACCAGGACGGUCUCCAGUGAAGAAAAAGUUGAAUGCUACAGUUUGGAAAGGCUGCAGAGCCCAGGGUGCCUCAGCCUCACAGUGAACCAAGCCCCAGGGAGCUCUGGGCCAGCACAGGCAAAGAGAAGCCCAGUGCAGAAAGGGAAAUAA